Castor canadensis (American beaver) is the source of this 1238-nucleotide messenger RNA. NCBI's taxonomy places the organism in Eukaryota, Metazoa, Chordata, Mammalia, Rodentia, Castoridae. The record is from RefSeq and is a predicted model, not a curated record.
UGUCACACUGGGGCAUUGUCCUCACCAGCCCAGCAAAAGCCCUCCAGGACCCUCGUCUGCUCUCUGUGCCUCUCUCCAGAGGGGCUUCUCAGGCUCCAUGUAGCAGAAGCCACAGUGGAUAUGUGCCGAGAGACUCAGUGUCCAGGCCCAGCCCUGCCACCUAUCCUUGGUCUUAUUCCCCAUGUGGCCUCAAGGCUUGUCUGCUCUGUGGAAUCCAACCCUGCUCCCUGAGUCAGGUUGGGACUGCACUUACUGUGGGAGGCAGUGUCCAUCCAGGUUUUGGCACACGGAGCUUCUGUCCCUCCUUCCUCACUCUAGGUCACCAUGGGGACAGCCACCUUGGGUCUCCACUGGGCAGUGCUCCUCCUCCCUCUCAUGGUAUUUGGGGUCCCCACCGAGGAGCCCACUUCUGGGGAAGCUGUGGCCUCCAACCUCCCUGGAGGCUGCCGAUGGUGCUGUGACCCCGAGGACUCCCUCACCCCUGCUGAUGCUGCAGAUGUGUUCCCAGCCUCCCUGUCUGGCCUCCCCUAUGUCCUGCCUGAGGUCAGGCCAUACAUCAACAUCACCAUCCUGAAGGGUGACAAGGGGGACCGAGGCCCACUGGGUAUACCAGGGAAGCCGGGCAAGGAGGGUCCCCGAGGAGACCGUGGCCCUCAGGGCACCAAGGGCGCCAAGGGGCAGGCGGGCAGCCCCGGUGGCCCGUGCCAGACACGCUUCUCGGCCUUCUCUGUGGGCCGCAAGACGGCGCUGCACAGCAGCGAGGACUUCCAGCCGCUCAUCUUCGACACGGUCUUCGUGAACCCGGACGGGCACUUUGAUAUGGCUGCUGGUCACUUUGUCGCCCCUCUGCGUGGCCUGUACUUCUUCAGCCUCAACGUGCACAGCUGGAACUUCAAGGAGACCUACGUGCACGUGGUGCACAACGACGAGGCGGCCGUCAUCCUGUACGCCCAGCCCAGUGGCCGCAGCAUCAUGCAGAGUCAGAGUGUGAUGCUGGCCCUGGCGCCCGGCCACCGCGUCUGGGUCCGGCUGUUCAGGCGCGAGCGGGAGAAUGCCGUGUACAGCGACGACGUGGACACCUACAUCACCUUCAGCGGCCACCUCAUCAAGCCAGAGGACGACUGAGCAGCCCCUGGUCACCCAGCAGGGCAGCUCGGGUGCUGGUGGCCGUGGGCAGGUCCUGUCCACCCACGGGGCUGGGUUGCCUCCUCUGGGGAGUGGGGAGCCCCUCUUCAUUC